This is a messenger RNA of Homo sapiens (human), 1078 nucleotides long. It is a transcript of the gene MRPS12, whose product is annotated as mitochondrial ribosomal protein S12. The record is from RefSeq and is marked reviewed. The coding region runs from base 342 to 758 and encodes 138 amino acids. NCBI's taxonomy places the organism in Eukaryota, Metazoa, Chordata, Mammalia, Primates, Hominidae. The transcript is spliced from 2 exons. Gene Ontology annotation, cellular component: mitochondrion; mitochondrial small ribosomal subunit; small ribosomal subunit. Gene Ontology annotation, biological process: translation. Gene Ontology annotation, molecular function: structural constituent of ribosome.
AGCUGGAUUCAGCGUGUCCGCGACCUCACCUUUAGGUCCUGUGAGGUCGGUGGAAUCCUGGGGUCCUCCAAAUCUACCAGGCCAUCUCCCCAGUUUCCCAGUUCUUCCUGCGUGCGGGCGAGAGUGGUUGGGCCCUCGGGAACCCACUCAGAGCGAGGCUAAAUUUACGGAGGGACUUUCUGUUAGCAGCAUGAGGGCCUGUGGUUAGACCUAUAGAGGUAUUUCCUUUGAUUUAAGCCAGAAAGUCCUGAGAGCGGAUCGGGGAGCAUUUGCGGAUCGGUCACUUUUUCCUCCUUUCUGAGUCUCUUAUCCCCUACCACAGGGACGGCCCAGGUGGCAGGAUGUCCUGGUCUGGCCUUCUCCAUGGCCUCAACACGUCCCUAACUUGUGGCCCAGCUCUGGUUCCCCGGCUCUGGGCUACCUGCUCCAUGGCUACCCUGAACCAGAUGCACCGCCUGGGGCCCCCCAAGCGGCCGCCUCGGAAGCUGGGCCCCACGGAAGGCCGGCCGCAGCUGAAGGGUGUGGUCCUGUGCACGUUUACCCGCAAGCCGAAGAAGCCCAACUCAGCCAAUCGCAAGUGCUGUCGAGUGCGGCUCAGCACUGGCCGCGAGGCCGUCUGCUUCAUCCCUGGGGAGGGCCACACCCUGCAGGAGCACCAGAUUGUCCUUGUGGAGGGCGGCCGCACCCAGGACCUGCCAGGCGUCAAGCUCACCGUUGUGCGUGGCAAGUACGACUGUGGCCACGUGCAGAAGAAGUGACGGCUGGGGGCACAGUGGGCUGGGCGCCCCUGCAGAACAUGAACCUUCCGCUCCUGGCUGCCACAGGGUCCUCCGAUGCUGGCCUUUGCGCCUCUAGAGGCAGCCACUCAUGGAUUCAAGUCCUGGCUCCGCCUCUUCCAUCAGGACCACUAUUAAGCCAUAGGAGUCCUGGGGGUGCAAAGGGUGCCCCUCUGUCAACACCCUUGGCUCCUGUGUUUAGAGGGGUGGCCUGAAGGACCUUUUCUGCUGGGACAAGACACUGUACUGCCCUCUGCUGGGAAGGGGUUUUAAUAAACAGACCCUGGCGCUUGUGAUGUAAA